Messenger RNA from Wyeomyia smithii (pitcher-plant mosquito), 2963 nucleotides. RefSeq names its product probable 2-oxoglutarate dehydrogenase E1 component DHKTD1 homolog, mitochondrial. The transcript has 5 exons. The record is from RefSeq and is a predicted model, not a curated record. Gene Ontology annotation, molecular function: oxoglutarate dehydrogenase (succinyl-transferring) activity; thiamine pyrophosphate binding. The coding region runs from base 218 to 2929 and encodes 903 amino acids. Gene Ontology annotation, biological process: tricarboxylic acid cycle. Lineage: Eukaryota; Metazoa; Arthropoda; Insecta; Diptera; Culicidae.
GUGCCGAUCUGUGUUCCCUCCCCGCAGAGGUUGGUUUGACGGCGACCAAGAAAGGAACACUGUGUGUAGCAGCAGUGAAAAAAAGAACCUCAAAACAAUCGCAUUUUUAUCUCCUGCCUGCCUGCCCCUUGACGACUAGGAAGACAAAAUAACAUACCGUUGCGCGACGUGAAAGCGUAAAGUGUGUGGGCGCUGAAUCAACAAAGUUGGGGUCAAAAUGUUCAGGAUCAUUUCCCGACAGUACCACAGUACCCGAGGAGUGUUCGGUUUUACACCUAAAGUACGACAGGAAUUUAAGUUGAAACAACACAUCGUUGAAGCUAGAACACGAAACAGCAACGUUCAUCGGUGGGUUGAAGCCUACCGGAAUUAUGCUCACCGAAAGGCCGCGGUCAAUCCAAUGCUAUUCACCCAACCUAUUGAAGAUCCACCAGUAUUGAAUUAUGCACGCUACGGAUUGUCCGGCAACGAAACAGUUGAUCCCGCUGGUAUAGUUCAAACUAACAUCUCAUCGACCGUGUCCACUGCACAGCUCCAAGAACUGCUGGAAAAAAUUUACUGCGGUGCAACUAGUAUAGAACUGGCGUACAUCGAAAACGAACACGAACGAGAAUGGCUGAUAGAGGAAUACGAGCGACUAUUUCAAGAUGAUUUGAAGACGCAAGACCGGAGAGAAAUUGCGGAAUUGCUGCUCAAGUCACAGGCAUUCGAUAAUUUCUUAGCCGUCAAGUUUCCCACCGUCAAACGGUAUGGCGGCGAAGGUGCGGAGAGCAUAAUGGCAUUUUACCGCCAACUGUUUAUCUGUGCAGCCGACGCCGAUAUCAAAAACGUCGUAGUAGGCAUGCCUCAUCGAGGUAAGCUAAAUGUGCUAACCACGCUGUUCCAAACGAGGCCGGCGAAAAUUUUCCGCAAAUUCAAGGGUUUGCCCGAGUUUCCUGCCGAUGCAAAGGCCAUGUGUGAUAUUGCAAGUCACUUCCAUACCUCACAGGACCUAUCAGUCCGUGAUAAAACCAUUCACUUGAACAUGCUUCAUAACCCGUCCCACCUGGAAGCGGUCAAUCCCGUUUGCAUGGGUAAAACACGGGCGAAACAGCUCUCACAGCAGGAUGGACCGUAUGCCAAUGACGGCGCUCAAAUCUCUAAGAUACUAAACGUUCAACUGCACGGUGAUGGGGCGUUCGCUGGUCAGGGAGUUAACCAAGAAUGCCUGAUGAUGGCCUCUGUGCCGCACUUCGACGUCGGUGGAUCGAUUCACAUGAUCGUGAACAAUCAAGUCGGUUUCACUACACCAGGAGACCGUGGCCGUGGAACGCCCUAUUCAUCCGAUCUGGCCAAAAGCAUAAUGGCACCUGUGAUCCACGUUAAUGGCGAUGACCCGGAAGCGCUGUCCAAGGUAACUCAGCUGGCGUUUAAUUACCAGCAAAUUUUCGGGAAGGACAUUUUCAUCGAUCUCAACUGCUUCCGACGGUGGGGUCACAACGAAAUGGAUGAUCCAACUUUCACAAAUCCCCUGCUUUACAAAAUAAUUCACAACCGUAAGUCAGUUCCGGACCUGUACGCAGCCAAGUUGUUAGCAACUGGUGAACUGGAACAGGCUGAUGUUAAGACCAUAGUUAAAAACCACACGGACUUCCUCAAUUCGGAGCUGCAAAAUCUUAACGAAUACCAACCGGAGAAGGGCUACUUCGAACAGCAGUGGAGCGGAAUGCAACAAGCUGGAAGUGAGAUCACCACUUGGGACACUGGUGUAGACUAUAGUCUACUGCAUCUAAUCGCCCGAACGAGUGUGGAAUACCCGUCAGAUUUCGCCCUGCACUCGCACUUGAAAAAACACCACGUGGAAGCACGCUUGAAAAGGAUCGCCGAAGGAACGCGGCUGGAUUGGGCCACAGCAGAAACAAUGGCAAUUGGAAGCUUAAUGUAUCAGGGUUUCAAUGUUCGUAUCAGCGGCGAAGACGUUGGCCGGGGAACUUUCUCCCAACGACAUGCGAUGUUCGUCGAUCAGAAUACGAACGAAAUUUACAUUCCGCUAAACAGUUUGGAGGGAGGUUCCGGAGGAAAGCUAGAGAUCGCCAACAGUAUACUGUCCGAGGAAGCAGUGCUGGGAUUCGAGUACGGCAUGGCAAUCGACAACCCGAACAAUAUGAUCAUUUGGGAGGCUCAAUUUGGGGAUUUCUUUAACGGGGCCCAAAUCAUGAUCGAUACAUUCUUGGUUAGCGGUGAAACAAAGUGGAUGGUCUGCAACGGAUUGGUCAUGCUGCUGCCGCAUGGCUUCGAUGGGGCUGCAUCUGAACAUAGCUCCUGUCGUAUGGAACGGUUCCUUCAGCUGACCGAUUCAAAGGAAUCCACUCCGGAUGGCGAGGACGUUAAUUUUCAAAUCAUCUACCCUUCGACACCAGCCCAGUAUUUCCAUGCGUUACGUCGUCAGAUGAUUCGUAACUUUCGCAAGCCAUUGGUUGUAAUAGCACCUAAGACGUUACUACGCCUAUCGGAGUGCGUUUCGACGCAUGCUGAAAUAGCCCCGGGAACGCACUUCCAAGCGGUUAUUGGAGAUCACGAAGUUACCGAUCCGAAACGCGUGAAACGCGUUAUUCUCUGCACCGGCAAACAUUACUAUAAUUUACACAGUGAACGCUUGGCGUCCAAAAACAAGGAUGUAGCGAUCAUACGUGUGGAAUCACUUUGUCCGUUCCCGGUCCAGAGCAUUCGCGACGAGCUGGACAAGUACGGAAAUGCGCGCGAAGUUAUCUGGAGUCAGGAGGAACACCGUAAUAUGGGCGCUUGGAGUUUCGUUCACCCCAGAUUCGAGAACAUGUGUGGAAAGAGGAUUGACUAUCGUGGCCGUUACGAGGGAGCUACCGUCGCUGUAGGUGUUAGCACAUGGCACGCGAAGGAAGCCGAAGAAGUAAUCAAAUCUGCCUUCAUCUAAUGGUAACAAUAAACGAACAAAAAUAUAACAAAAA